AUGUUGCCCAUAGUGAUCCCCACCUUACGACGGGCACGCUUACAAAACGCGGAAUUUAUUCCGAUCAGUGAUGGAUUACUGGAGCUCCAUUUCGCAACUGAACCCGGCUGCACGAAGCUACCGUGGCGCUCCUUGCUGUUGGCGUUGCAUGCUACGCCCUGUCUCCGUGUUCUCGUCCUGCAGAACGCACUCAGUCGGUACGAUACGCCUUGGGAAAUAGAGACGGAUACGAUUGAUAGGGCGCCGCUGAUGGCGUUAGAGCAUCUGACAUGCUCCGGUCACCGAGGACUGGCGCGUGCGCUUCUGUACUGGAUAGACGCGCCGUCGAUACACGAUCUCCAUAUUGACGCUGACUUCGACAUGGGCGCUACGUUGGAUCCAUUCGAACACUUUCCCUCACAGCUAGCUGCGGAGCUAUGGGUGUUGCGGAAUUCAGCGCAGACACGACUCAUGAUGGAGUACGCACGCGCUCGAGCCAACGCGGAAGACGCAGGUCAAUCCUUCACGGACGAAGUGCCGGAUUCUGUCCCAGUCCCCCCGCUGGAGUAUCUUGCGCUGAGUAUCAUACUCGAUAGCGAGGUCGAAGAUUCGAGAUCGGCCUGGCCGCAGCUUAUCACCGUAGCGGCAGCAAAAGACGCGGAAGGCGCACUGCGUGGCGUAUCGACGCAUAACGACUUUGAUGGUCCGGGGCAAAGCUCCCCAAGACGCACCUUCACCAUGCGAAAUAGCUUUGCCGCCUUCCCUAGCGACGCAAUGGCCGCCUUUCGCGCGCGGCUGCGUAGAGACCGGGAGCCUUGUGCUGUCAACUCAGUCGUUUCUCUACUGCUUACUGCGUUCCUUGCCCAAGCAGGUGAAGAAGACGUCAUUUCUCUGGCGUUUGCGAAAGGAUCUUGGUUACCCACCGCCGCGCAAGAGUGGUCGGAUUUGCUGUUCGAGCUCCCCGCACUGCGCACCUUGGGCCUGUGGGCUCCUGCUGCUCCAGAAGUUCUCAUAUCCCUAGCUGAAAGCCUGUAUCGGGACGGACGGGAGUUGAGUGUCCGGGUAAUCGCGGUCAGAGAAACACAGGCAGCCACCGACGAGGUUAUUGAUCUUUUACCUCGGGCCAUCGGUUGA
This is a messenger RNA of Peniophora sp. CBMAI 1063, 1113 nucleotides long. The record is from the annotation of a GenBank genome assembly. NCBI's taxonomy places the organism in Eukaryota, Fungi, Basidiomycota, Agaricomycetes, Russulales, Peniophoraceae.